Messenger RNA from Electrophorus electricus (electric eel), 2420 nucleotides. RefSeq names its product Kruppel like factor 11a (gene klf11a). NCBI's taxonomy places the organism in Eukaryota, Metazoa, Chordata, Actinopteri, Gymnotiformes, Gymnotidae. Gene Ontology annotation, biological process: regulation of transcription by RNA polymerase II. Gene Ontology annotation, molecular function: DNA-binding transcription factor activity, RNA polymerase II-specific; RNA polymerase II cis-regulatory region sequence-specific DNA binding. The record is from RefSeq and is a predicted model, not a curated record.
CGAUUGUCAAAAAGGCGUAGUCUUCUCGUCUGCGCAUGCCAGACUUUCCUGGCGUAGCAAGCCAGACGCGUGCGAGUAUCUCACGAUUCCGCCCGUGCGCCUCUCCGACCUUUCCCCCAGUUCUCUAGCUGCGAGUUCACCGGGUUUACUCUGACACCGUUGACUCCGCCGUUACGCCCUCCAACAGCCACGCACCCUCUUUCCACCAAUCAGCUUUUGAUCACGUACUGAUCACGCGCUGCCUUAACUCCGAUUGGCCUAUUUUUGCUACACCUUUGUUUUUGAUUGGUUACAUGUUACCACCCGCCAGUCUGCUCUGAAUUUUGUUUCUGGUUUUUUUUCCCCUUCCCCGUUCCUGAUUCACUCAGCUGAGGUUGGACCUUGCUGUAAAAAAGUGGUUGCACUUAUGUGUCCAUGGUCUGCUGAACGGUUGAAUUGCUACUGUGCUCUUGUUGUUAUCUGUUGAUUGUGUUGUUCAUAGAUGCUACGUAUGCCGACUUCUGCACAAGACUCUGGCCAGGUCCAUCUUGUGGAUAUCUGUGAGGUGAUGAUGGAGAGAAACAGGCAGGAGAGCGUGAAGUCCUGCCCCUCUUCUCUGGAGUACCAUGACCUCGAGGCAGCCGAGGCCCUGGUGUGCAUGAGUUCCUGGGUCCAGGGGUCACACAAGCCCCGCCCACUGACGCCGACCUCAGAUUCCUGUGACUCACUCAGUCUGCACCCUGAAACCCUGGAGUCCCCCAGAGACCUAGUGUCCCUGUCUUCACUAUGCAUGACCCCACCACACAGCCCUAGCUUUGCUGAGACAUCAACCACCUCUUCUAUACUCACAACCAUGCCUGCUCUACCUGGCUUGGGCCUCAAACCAAGCUCCUUACCAAGCAAUGGUGCAGUGACCCAGAGUGGCCUGCAUGGUGGCAGUACCACACUCCUUCCAAGCUCUGUUCAACCUCCGCCAGUUGAAUCCUCUGCACCCUGCAGAGCCAUGGCUACCAGUGUCAUACGGCACACUGCAGAUACAUCUGUAGACCAUCACAUUCCAUCCCUUACCCCAGGACAGGAGAGACCCUGUCCCUCAGAGAGCCCUGACCAGCACCCUGAGCUCAGCAGUGCUUCCAAAGCCCAGCUUGCCAUACUGACCGAAACACAGAAGCGGAGUAGUCCGCAAGCUACUGCGGAAGGAAAGGGCACUGCAUCCUCCCCCUGCUCUGCAAGCCCCCCAACUCCUGUGUCCCAGGCCUCACAGUCUAUUCCCCAGUCUCCCAUUUCCAACCCUCCUGUCCUCUGCCAGGUGUUUCCUGUUAAUGGGCAGACUGGAAUCAUCUCUGCAUUCGUUCAGACUCAUGUUCAGAUGCAGGCCACUGGGCCAAAGCCCAUCCUUCCUCAGUCAUCAUCCUUCUCACAGCCUCUUCUUAUGGGCCCUCCUGUAGCUCAGGGUACUGUGAUGUUUGUGGUCCCUCAGGCUCCAGUGUCUCAGGCACCCACAUGUCAACAAAAUGUUGUGACUGUUGGUAACACUAAGCUCCUGCCCCUGGCCCCUGCCCCAGUGUACAUGCCCUCAGGUCAGAGUGGGGGCGCUGUACAGACUGACUUCUCCCGCAGGCGGAAUUAUGUCUGCAGCUUCCCAGGAUGUAAGAAGACUUACUUCAAGAGUUCUCACCUAAAAGCCCAUCUGAGGACCCAUACAGGUGAGAAACCCUUCAGUUGCCACUGGGAAGGCUGUGACAAAAAAUUUGCACGCUCUGAUGAACUUUCCAGACACCGUCGCACUCACACAGGCGAAAAAAAGUUUGUGUGCCUUGUUUGUGAUCGGCGAUUCAUGCGAAGCGACCACUUGACCAAGCAUGCUCGCCGUCACAUGACCACCAAGCGGUCCGCAGCGUGGCCCACGGAAACCCGCCAGCUAAACAAAAUGGCGUCCUCCCAAACACCAUCAACACAGUCUUCUCUGGCCCUGAGUGUGCUUGUACCUGCCUCUACCUAAGCAUUCGUUCAGGCCACACAGUCACCUCAGGACAAUAUCCCACUGACCAUUUUACAGGGGAAACAGAAAACCAAGGCUGCUUACAUAUCCAUGUACAAAACAAACUGAUCUUGCACUGGAUUUUUUUCUACCAUGUUUGUUUAUAAGGAAUUAUUGUUUACUUUUAUAUGUUAUGUCUCCCCAAAUGUAUGCACUCCCUUUGCCAAAGUCUUUGUGUCUGUUCAUUUUACUUAUAUUAUGCCAUUGUAUAUUUGUACAUAAACAUAACUAUCUAUAUGAAUGUAACGUGUAUUCAAAUGUGCAUUUAUUGACAGUAUAUGAAUAAAUGUUAAGUUCCUGUAAAGUGAACAGUAUUCUUACCUGUGAUGCUACCUAUUACAUUGCUUUGCAUAUUAUUUAAUAAUGAACCUUUGAAGAUUCAAAUAAAACAUCAUGUUUA